Molecule: messenger RNA, 3114 nt
Organism: Syngnathus typhle (broad-nosed pipefish)
Lineage: Eukaryota; Metazoa; Chordata; Actinopteri; Syngnathiformes; Syngnathidae
Gene: rhoq
Product: ras homolog family member Q
Exons: 5
Coding region: 394-1017 (207 amino acids)
Biological process (GO): cortical actin cytoskeleton organization; small GTPase-mediated signal transduction
Molecular function (GO): GTPase activity; GTP binding
Source: RefSeq, a predicted model, not a curated record
CUGGAGCCAGCUGCUCCACAGAGCGUCCAGCAGCGUGAGCCUCACCAGGGAAAGCGCACUCCUGCUCGGCCCGAUAUGUGCACAAAAGCUGCAAAAGCUCCCUACUGGAUUAGAAAGCCUUAAUUGAAACCUUUGCACGAGUGGCGACACCGAAGAUUGUGACAGAAAAGUGCUUUUCGUCACACUUGGGAGCAGAGUACCGGGUGGUGCUGGUGCUGGUGGUGAGUUCAAGGAAAAAGAUGCAGUUGCGUCGCCUCUCGGUGCGCCUUGCAGCCAGGCACCAAGGCUGGUGAUGCCCGCCGCUGUGCGGUGAUCAACAGCGGAAAGAGGAAGAGCAGAAGCGCGGCGGGCGAGGAGGAUGAGGAGGAUGCUGGUGAUGAUGAGUUUAAGAUCAUGGCAAACGGAACCGGUACUAUUAUGUUAAAAUGUGUCGUGGUCGGAGACGGUGCAGUGGGCAAAACGUGUCUUCUUAUGAGCUAUGCCAAUGACGCCUUUCCUGAGGAAUAUGUCCCAACGGUCUUUGAUCAUUAUGCAGUGAGCGUCAAUGUCGGAGGAAAGCAGUACUUGUUGGGACUGUACGACACUGCCGGCCAGGAGGAUUAUGACCGACUCAGGCCGCUGUCCUACCCGAUGACGGACGUUUUCCUCAUCUGCUUCUCGGUGGUGAACCCUGCCAGUUUCCAGAACGUGCGUGAAGAAUGGGUGCCCGAGUUGCGGGAGUACGCACCUAAUGUUCCCUACUUGCUCAUUGGUACUCAGAUUGAUCUACGCGAUGACCCAAAGACCAUUGCCAAACUGAACGAUAUGAAGGAGAAACCUAUCGUGAGUGAGCAAGGCUUGAAACUGGCAAAGGAGAUUGGAGCAUGUUGCUACGUGGAGUGCUCAGCCCUAACCCAGAAAGGUCUGAAGACGGUGUUCGAUGAGGCCAUCAUAGCCAUUUUGACUCCCAAGCGAAAGAAGGGAGCUUUAAAAAGAAGAAUGGGACCCCGUUGCAUGAACUGCUGUCUGAUCACAUGAUGGGCAACAUGCUCAGCACUUCCGCAAAGACUGACGCAGAUACAAAGAAGUGAGUUUUUAAUGCUGCAAUCAACUCCAAAGGAGCACAAACACCAAGAAAGCUCUUGUCAGGUGUUUUACAUAGCAAACAAACAUGAAUCAAAGAAAUGUUUGCUUUACAAAAGGGAGCUGCUUGAUUUGUAAAAUGUUUUCAGACUAUAUAUUCACUUUUGAUGAUCUCUCAAAGCAAAAAGCGCGACGUGCCGUUUUUUGGACGGAUUGCUUUUUUUUUUCCCGUCUCCUCAUUAUUUGACAAUGUGUGUAUGGGGGAUUAGUAAAGCCAAAAUAUUUUCAUCCUAGAGCUAUUUUUUCCUAUUCUGUCAUGCUAGACAGUUGAUCUUUUAGAAGUGGGAGUACAAGUCAAACAAGUGCACAUCGCAAACCACCGUACGCUUUAUAUGAAAGGCUCAACAAAUGAAGCACAUUCCUCUUUGCCCAUCUUCCAGCACUGAGGAUGCACAAGCUUGAGCAGUUUAUCAUCAUGCAAAUUUGGAAUACUAAAUCAAAGUCCAAAAUGCCGUCUUUAUGUAUUAGAUGUCAAUUAUUUUUUCAGACGAUACAGGGUCAAUCAAUGAAAUAGAUGGGAAAAAGGAUAUGGAAUUACAAUAUGUGUCAUUAGAUGAGUGACAUCCAUACCUAUAUUAAGCAUCAACUGAGAGGCUAAUAGGCUUAUGAAAGCUUCCUAAUAUCAACUUUCUCUCAUUUUUCGUGUGCUAAAUAAUACUAGAGAGAGCAAAGUAUGGUCUAUUUAUCAGUCGUAUAUUCAGUACGGUCAAACUUUGUGUUUUGCAUUUUGAGUUCAGCACCAUUUUUGUUGAGUAGGAUUGUGACUGAUAGCCACAACCACGUUGACAAUAUGAAAGAAAUCAUUCAGGCUCAUGAAGGCAAAGUAAGCCUUUUAAUAUCCUUCCAAUGACUCAAUGCCAAUAGAUGAAGUCGAUUUUUUAGAUGGAUUUUAAAGCAAACAGAACCUUCAUAUUAUAUACUAAGAAUCAGAAAGGUAGCGCAUUUCUAUAUUUGGGUGUCUGCUAAAAGCGAGGGAAAUACUCCAUGAAGGAAUGACACCACUGUUGCUUCUUUAUUCUGCUACAAUAUGAACUUAUAAAGGCUUAUUGACUGUGCCAUUUUCUCUAUUGCUGCUGGCUGGGUGAGGGAGGGAGGAGGUUAAGACAUAAAAAUGACACGAGUAAACAGGAGAUAGAUGAUGAACUUACAUGAGCCUUUGCUACUUAGUUAUUCAGUGACUCACCUCAUUUGGAUAAAGUUUGGAGGCUACGAAUUCAUUUUUAUACAGCAAAAUGACACACUGACCCCAUUUAUGAUGGACUCGCCCCUUUCUUCAGUAAAUGUAGGAAAAAUGAGGUGAAAAUAACUGGGUAUGGUGCACAAUUAUUGGAGUUGGAUAAUAAAACCUCUUUUUACUAAGACAGCACCAAAUAAAACAUGCGAUGUGAGUGAAGUGAAUAUGUACGCAGUUUUCUUUCUCCUUUUUUAAAUGCCCAUUUAGUGCUGGAAUAUAUUUGGACAGUUGACAGUUGACCUUGCUAGUUUUAGACUGCAAGUGGUAAAAAUCUUGGCCUUCAAUCAAAUAUGUCAAAGAAAUCCAAGAUUUGAUACGGUUUAUGAAUUUGUAUUUGUACUCCUUUUCAUGAAGUCAUAUAAAGCCUAUUUAAAAUGAGCUACUGUUAAUGUCAGGUUUCCAAGGCCACUGGGCUCUUACUUUUCCUGCAAGCCAAAUGACCUAUAUAUAUUAUGUUUUGUUUAUUUGUUGUUGGCUUUAUGUAUGUUUUGCAAACUGUUGCUUAAGUACUGUUGUUCUGUUUGGACUCCAAUCGGAUGCCUGACUGAUUGCUUUGAUGUAAAUGGUGCUCCUUUUCUCUAGCCCUGCUUGCACGACCGACUGACUGACUGACUGUAUUGUGGCUUUGAGUGGCAGGCAGGGUGUAUGGGCGGGGGGGUCGGUCAAACAGUUUGCUGUGCUGGGUAAGUCCACCCUGAACUCUGACGCCACUCGUGCAUUGAUGCGCCUGCAACUUAAUAAAAGUGCUUACCGUUGUC